AUGGUGGACAGGAAUGGUCAGCUUGAAGUGGAAGUGAUCCAGGCUAGAGGCCUUACUCCAAAACCUGGCUCCAAAGCAAUUCCAGCCCCAUAUAUCAAGGUCUACCUGAUAGAGAAUGGAGCUUGUCUGUCAAAGAAGAAGACAAGGACAGCAAAGAAAACUUGGGAUCCAGUAUAUCAACAGUUCUUCUGUUUGAUGAAGGACCUCAGGGGAAGGUAUUACAGGUCAUUGUUUGGGGAGACUAUGGAAGAAUGGACCACAAAUGCUUCAUGGGGAUGGCACAGAUCCUACUUGAAGAGCUUGAUUUAA
This is a messenger RNA of Staurois parvus, 309 nucleotides long. The record is from the annotation of a GenBank genome assembly. Lineage: Eukaryota; Metazoa; Chordata; Amphibia; Anura; Ranidae.